AUGGCGUACGACUGGUACAUUGCCAUCUGCCAACCACUGCACUACAAGUCAAUGAUGAAUGGGAGAGCUUGUGUCCAAAUGACAGCCAGUAUCUGGAUCAGUUGUAUUCUUAAUUCUGCACUGCACACUGGGAACAUGUUUGCAAUAAUCUUCUGUGGAGUCAAUGAGAUGGAUCAAUUCUUCUGUGAAACGCUCCAGCUCCUCAAACUUGCUUUCUAUGAAUCCUAUCUCAGUGAAACUGGGUCUAUUGCCUUUAGCGUGUACUUUGCCUUAAACUGCUUUGUUUUUAUAAUUGUGUCAUAUGUUCUGAUCUUCAAAACAGUGCUGAGAAUCCCCUUUGAGCAGGGCCAGUAUAAAGCCUUCUCCACUUGCAGCCUUCGCUUCAUUGUGGUCUUCGUAUUUGUUUGCACUGCUAGUUUUACCUAUAUUAAACCUACCUCCAGAUCAAUCUCAAGUCUGGAUCUCAUGGUGUCUAUUUUGUAUUUCAUGGUGCAAUCCAUGAUGAAUAUGAUCAUUUAUAGCAUGAGGGACAAUGAUAUCAAAGCUGCUCUGUGGAAAAUAAUUGGGUCAAGGCUAUUCUCCAGAAAAUAA
Chelonoidis abingdonii (Abingdon island giant tortoise) is the source of this 591-nucleotide messenger RNA. Lineage: Eukaryota; Metazoa; Chordata; Testudines; Testudinidae. The record is from RefSeq and is a predicted model, not a curated record.